AUGGCUACCGCAACAGAAGAAGAGAAGCAUAUUCCGACGGAUUUACUGACACAUGAAAUUCUGUCUCGAAUUCCGGCGAUCAAUCUCUUAAAAAAUCAUAUGCUCGUCUCCAAAAAAUGGCGCCAACUGAUUUCCGGCCCUGAAUUUAUUCAGAUCCAUCUCAACAGAUCCAAUCAACGCGCCGACGGAACCCGAAUCCUCGUCGCGGAGCCUAUUACGAUGACCGAUUGCGAUAAUUCCCCCGUAACGGAACCCUUUCCCCGCAAGAGAUUCUAUUAUCCCGCCAUGAAACCCCCUUCUCCCGGCAAGAGAAUCCCUUACCCUAGUGAAUUUUCCGUAAGAUGCCCAGUGAUCCUCGGCUCGUGCGACGGUUUGAUUUGUUUAUACGACGAAGGCCACAGAAAAUUCGCCGUCUUCAAUCCGUCCACUAGAAAGUACGAUCUAGGGUUAGCGGAUAAAUUCCGGUGGUUGUGCUUGUCGAACUACGCAAGCUGGUUUGGCCGGCACCCGUGCACCGGAGAAUACGUUCUUGUGAUUGGAUCGCAGCUGCAAGGAAGCCACGUGGACAUUCGCGUGUACGCGUUGAAAACUCACGCGUCUCGUAAUUCUCGCUCGAUAAUUAAUCAGAAGAAACACGGCCGUAGCUACAGUUAUUCCGAUCCCGUCGGCAGCCUCCUUCACGGAGCUCUUCAUUGGGCGGUGUGCACUUGUCCUUUCGAUAGGAAUCAGCUGCUCUUCGAAAGCGAGCACUUAAUUGUUGCGUACGAUUUUCGGAAGAACGAAAUAGUGGAGAUUCCUCCACCGGGUGAGUUUCGUUUUACGUUAGGAGUUAUGGAUGAGUGCCUGUUUGUGAUAUUUAGGAAUGCAGAUCAAGUGUUUGAGUUAUGGUCUAUGAGAGAAUAUGGGGUUAAGGAAUCGUGGACUAAAUACGCGAACAUUAAGGGAUUCGGGUCCGUUCGACUGUUGGUGCCGCUAGGGUUUUGUUCGAAUGGGGAUGAACUGAUUGUCGAGGCGGAUAGGAAGAAGGUGGAAAAGUAUAGUUUCGUUGAGAAGAAGAGUACUCUUCUUAAGAAUCAUCGUUGUGAUCAGGAGUUUAAAUCGAUUUCGUAUGUCGAUAGUUUGGUCCCUCCAGAGAUAAUAUACGAAUGA
Messenger RNA from Erythranthe guttata (spotted monkey flower), 1149 nucleotides. RefSeq names its product F-box protein CPR1. Gene Ontology annotation, molecular function: protein binding. The record is from RefSeq and is a predicted model, not a curated record. NCBI's taxonomy places the organism in Eukaryota, Viridiplantae, Streptophyta, Magnoliopsida, Lamiales, Phrymaceae.